Molecule: messenger RNA, 1218 nt
Organism: Penicillium daleae
Lineage: Eukaryota; Fungi; Ascomycota; Eurotiomycetes; Eurotiales; Aspergillaceae
Product: NAD(P)/FAD-dependent oxidoreductase
Exons: 2
Coding region: 1-1218 (405 amino acids)
Biological process (GO): retrograde transport, endosome to Golgi
Cellular component (GO): cytoplasm; late endosome
Molecular function (GO): oxidoreductase activity
Source: RefSeq, a predicted model, not a curated record
AUGUCGGCCACGAGUGACCGCCGUGAGAUUGUCGUUGUUGGCGGUGGCAUCAUUGGCUGCUGCACGGCAUAUUUCCUCACGAGACAUCCUUCCUACGAUCCUACGCAUCACAAAGUAACCCUCCUCGAGGCCUCCGAAAUUGCAGGAGGCGCGUCGGGUAAAGCGGGCGGACUUCUUGCGCAAUGGGCUUAUCCGAGCAACAUCGUUGAUCUCAGCUUCGCGCUACACGCGCAACUCUCAAAGGAGCAUGAUGGAAAGAACAGAUGGGGUUAUCGGGAAACCAGUUGUGGUCAGCUCGUCGUUAAAGGCCGCGCUAUGAGCGAGAAGACUCAGAAGAAAGAGGAAGGCGAGUCCUUACAGAAGCGCAGUACGGCCGCAGUCUCUAAGCUCAAAUCGGCCAAGAUCCCAAAUGAUCUUGAUUGGAUUGAGCCAGACCUUCUACGAGCAUAUGAGAGCAUGAGCGGACCCGGAGAGACAGCUCAAGUACACCCAUACCUGUUUACUACGUCCAUGGCGAAGCUGGCGGAAGAACAGGGCGCAGAGAUUAUCCUGGGACAAGUCACCGAUAUCGCUCGCCCCGACGACACUGUCGAGUCCGUUACAUAUACUGAUAAAGCGUCGGGAGAGUCGCGCACUAUCCCUGCCACUGAUGUGAUUGUCGCUGCUGGCCCAUGGACUCGUUCUAUCCUUCCUGAAGUCCCUAUUGCGGCAAUGCGUGCUCACAGCGUCGUUAUCGAGCCAGCAAGGCCAGUCAGCGCAUAUGCUCUGUUUACGAACAUUGAGAUCCCAGCGAACUUCAAUCCUGCAAAGAAAUCACGACCCACGGUGGCAGCUCCAGAGAUCUAUACUCGUCCCGACGACACUGUCUAUGCGUGCGGCGACGGAGACAAGACUGUGCCAUUGCCGAAAACAUCUGCAGAUGUUGAAGUAGAUCCUGAGCGCUGCCAGGAGAUCAUUGAUCAGGUCGGUAGUAUUUCAGAUGCACUGCGCGAUGGCAAAAUUCGUACAAGGCAGGCUUGCUACUUGCCGAAUUGCGAAAACGGCAGAGGUCCCUUGGUCGGACUGACCCAUACUAAGGGCCUUUAUCUUGCUGCUGGCCAUACUUGCUGGGGCAUUCAGAAUGGUCCUGGCACCGGAAAGCUCAUGAGUGAAUUUGUAUUUGACGGACAGGCCAAAAGUGCGAAGACUGCGUCUUUGGAUCCUCGCGAUCAGCUUUGA